GACACAAAAUGAAUAAUAUUGAUAAGAGUGUAACGGAUGUGAAACGGCUAGCUUGGGCUGGUCUAAAGUUAUACUGUUACAAGAGCUUUUAAAUCAUUUUAGCUCUGGAGUUUCUCCUGAUUUGUUUUAAUAGGUUUUACUUUGUAAUGGUGUCAGAUGUUAUUGGUCAUUUUAUAUUUUAUAUUAUGUUAUACCAUAUUGUUCAGUGUCAUAAUAUUGCUUGUUUAAUUAUCAAAUUAUGAAUUAUUACCUAUUUUAGAUACCUUACAUGUUGCAUUUUUUUUUACAUUGAAUACAGUACAAGUAUCAUGUUGUAAAUAAGCUCAGUUAGACAAUAAAUAGACAACAAAUAAAUCAAUGAUGUUUCUUGUAUUUCUGCCUAUGGUACACAUGAUGGCGCCAUUGAGCAACAUAAUGCAUGAGUGGCUAGCCUAUAGGCCAGCCAGGGAUACUCCAUUACUGUCAGGAGAUAAACUGUAAUAGAUCAACAAUCAGCACUGUUCAUCAACAAACACACACACGAACAUGCAUGCACGCACACACACACACGUAAACACACACUGAGUCUGGAACUUGCCCGAGUCUUUCCCGGUAGUUCAGAUGUUGUAUGGGUGUGUGUGUGUGUGUUAAUAUGUGUGUGUGCGUGUGUGUGUGGUAUGGGUAUGUUGCGCCCUAGACUAUUGCAGGAGUACUCUAGUGUAAGUGGUCCAACAGAUUUGCUAGGUGGUAAAGAUCUGGAUGGACUAUUUCUACUUUGAUCUCAUUUCUUGUAUUUCUUUGGUUCUCUGGGAAUAUGGUUUAUACUGCUACUGGUGUCUGGAGCUCUACCCCUCUGCCCUAUCAGACGCUCAGAAGUCCAUCCAGCUCAACCCUGAUUGGCCAAAGGGAUACUUCCUCAAGGGUAGUGCACUGAAGGGGUUGAAGUUUUCCUUAAGUGGCCUUCUGAAUAGGAAUGGACCAGGGUUUUAGGCUGCGUGUUGCUACUGAUGUCCACCUGACAGCACAGUAGAGAUCACAAUGUCCAGGGGGUGGAGCUGGAGAACACCAGGCUGGUAAUCAGGUACCCAGACCACUGGAUGCAGAGAACACCUCCCUCUCCUCAGAGGACCAACCCCAUAGGCCUCAACACCUCCUCCGCCUCCAAGUACGCCUUCACAGGGACCAGGAGGAUGGCUCCCAUCAAUGGUAACGAGUGUUUCUUCUGGAGGACCACCGGCUGUUUCUAUGGUGACAAGUGUCGCUUCAAACACAAGCCUGACCAGAAAGGAAGAGACAGGAAGGCUCCGGCCUUGGAGCGGGAUGCCGUGCCUGGACCGGGCACCAGCGCAGAGGAAGGCUCCUGCCAUGGAGCAGGACUGGACGCUGUGCCCGGGCUGGUCACUGGCACAGAGGAAGACUCCGGGCUUGGACUCCGGGCCUGGUGGCACGCACUUCAGGGCGAGUGCGAGGAGCAGGCACAGGACGUACCAGACUGGGAAAGCGCACUGGUGGCCUGGUGCAUGGAGCCGGCACAGGUGGCACCACAGGUGGCACCACAGGUGGCACUCCUUGGGUCGACCGAACACCUCUCUAUCUCCUCCCAGGUGGUCUGUGGCUCUCUCCGUUCACGCUUCUCCAAUUUCUCCAUCUUCUCCCAGAUGUGCUCUGGUUCCCUCCUCGGCUCCACCAACUGCCCCGUGUGCCCACCCCCAAAUGUUUUUAGCGCGAACCCCGGCGUCGGCGCUGUCCUCCCUUUUCUCCUUGCGUCUGCCGCCAAAGGCGGCGAUCCUGUAUUUUCACUUUUGGAUGAAAGGCGUGCCCAGAGUAAACUGCCUCCUACUCUUUCCCAGAUGGAAAUAUAUGCAUAUUAUUAUUACUGGUGGACAGAAAACACUCUGCAGUUUCUAAAACUGUUUGAUGUCUGUGAGUAUAACAGAACUCAUAUGGAAGACAAAAACCUGAGAAGAAAUCCAAACAGGAAGUGAGAACUCAAUACAGAAAACAGUGCCAUUGGAUGUCCAUGUUAGAUAUGGAUGAGCAUGCACUUCCUAGAGCUGCCACAAGAUGUCACCGUCUUUACAUUCUGGUUGUAUGAUUCAAGUAUGAAGGAGGGGCUUAUAGCAGCUCUUUUACUGAGUGGUCUGAUAGAAAGCCUCGGUCUCGUUACGCGCCGUCACGAGAGGGUGUACUUGAGUUCCAAUGCGUUUCUUCAGACAAUGAAAUUCUCCGGUUGGAACCUUAUUGCUGAUUAAUGUUUAAAAUAUCCUAAAUAUGGUUUGCAUACAUCAUUUGACGACCUGUACCGGAACUUUUUGAGUUUUUGUCUGGAGGAAUUGCUCGUGCUUUUUGAGGAUGGAAUGAUGGGCUGAACAAGCAAACAACAAGUGGCUAAAUUAUGGGCUUUUUGGAACUUUAUGGAACAAAUCAGUCAUUUAUUGUCGAACUGGGAUUCCUGGAACUGCCUUCUGAUGAAGAUAUUCAAAGACUGCAGGGUGGGAGAUGCAACAAUGGCCUUGAGAACAGCAGGAAGUGUGUUGGUGGUCUUUCUCUGGUCUGUAGCAGGUAUGGUCUUUCUCUGGUCUGUAGCAGGUAUGGUCUUUCUCUGGUCUGUAGCAGGUAUGGUCUCAUUCUUAUCUUUUAGUUGCUUUGUUUAAUAAUCUACAGACAUUUCUAAAAGGAUAUGAAUCAUAAUGUUAAUCUGGUGUGUUCUGUUAGGAGUCUCCACUUCACUUUAAAUAGUUAUCUUUCAAGUGAUAAGUGAUGCGUAUCUGUGAUUUCCAUUCACUCAACUCAACUAUGGCGACAAAGUGGACAAAACAUUUACAGUCAGUCAUUUAGCAGACAAGCCUAUGCAGAGCAACAAAGGUCAAGCGCCACGCCCAAGGGCACUUUGACAAAGUCAAAUCGGGGCCCAGAACCAACGACCUUUCGGCCACCGGCCCAAGCUCCUAACUGCCAACAAAGAUUCCCCCCCCCCACAGUUCCCAGAGAGCUGCCCCUCAACCAUCCUCACUCAAAACAUGCAUUGGACGUAACAGCGUUGCCCCUCAGUGUCAUUCAAAAAUGUUUUGUUUAUUUUGACUGAAUUUUCUACUUUUGUCUUUGACCGUCAUUCUAUCC
This is a messenger RNA of Oncorhynchus kisutch (coho salmon), 3099 nucleotides long. RefSeq lists its product as uncharacterized. Lineage: Eukaryota; Metazoa; Chordata; Actinopteri; Salmoniformes; Salmonidae. The transcript is spliced from 5 exons. The record is from RefSeq and is a predicted model, not a curated record. Gene Ontology annotation, molecular function: metal ion binding. Bases 1077 to 1964 code for a protein of 295 amino acids.